UUGUUUGUGUGGUGCCGCCGCCGGUGCAGCCGCCGCCGCCGCCGCCGCUGCCCCCGUCUGUACCGCAGUGUCUGCUCCGCCCGCCCGCCUGGUCCGGCCCGCCCCCAUCUCUCACCCCCACCCCUGGUCCCGUCAUCGGGGUCCGGAACCCACUGUGCCAUCGCCUCUUCCUUUUUCGACGCCUCCGCCGCCUGAGGAGGCGAGCUAGCCGGGAGUUACAUCGCCACCGCCAGAAGACUAAGAGAAUAUGGAGAAAUUGGAACCCUCCUACACUGCUGGUUUUAAUAUAAAAUGGUGCUGCUACUUUGGAAAGGAAUCCCUCAAGAUGUUCAACAAAGAAUACCAUAGGACCCAGCAAUUCUACUUCUAGGAUGGAUAGAAUGACAGAAGAUGCUCUUCGCUUGAAUCUGUUGAAGCGGAGCUUGGACCCAGCAGAUGAGCGAGAUGAUGUCCUGGCCAAGCGACUCAAAAUGGAGGGGCAUGAGGCCAUGGAACGUCUGAAAAUGUUAGCACUGCUCAAACGGAAGGAUUUGGCAAAUCUUGAAAUGCCACAUGAGUUACCCACCAAACAGGAUGGCAGUGGUGUCAAGGGCUUUGAAGAGAAACUCAAUGGAAAUCUCAGGCCGCAUGGAGACAACAGGACUGCUGGAAGGCCAGGCAAAGAAAACAUCAAUGAUGAGCCUGUGGAUAUGAGUGCUAGACGGAGUGAGCCAGACCGAGGAAGGCUAACUCCCUCCCCAGACAUCAUUGUUUUAUCUGAUAAUGAGGCUUCCAGUCCUCGUUCCAGCUCCCGAAUGGAAGAGAGACUCAAAGCAGCCAACCUAGAGAUGUUUAAGGGGAAAGGCAUUGAGGAACGGCAGCAGCUCAUCAAGCAGCUGAGGGAUGAGCUGCGAUUGGAAGAAGCUCGACUGGUGCUGUUAAAGAAACUGAGACAGAGUCAGCUACAGAAAGAGAAUGUGGUGCAGAAGACUCCAGUUGUACAGAAUGCAGCAUCUAUUGUUCAGCCAUCUCCUACCCAUGUGGGACAGCAGGGCCUCUCUAAGCUUCCCUCUCGGCCUGGGGCCCAAGGGGUUGAACCUCAGAAUUUGAGAACAUUACAGGGUCAUAGUGUCAUCCGUUCAGCAACUAAUACCACCCUCCCACACAUGUUGAUGUCUCAGCGUGUUAUUGCACCAAACCCAGCCCAGCUGCAGGGCCAGCGGGGCCCACCUAAGCCUGGCCUCGUACGCACCACAACACCCAAUAUGAAUCCCACCAUCAAUUACCAACCGCAGUCAAGUUCUUCUGUUCCCUGUCAGCGCACAACAUCCUCUGCCAUCUAUAUGAACCUUGCCUCCCAUAUCCAGCCAGGGACCGUGAACAGAGUGUCCUCACCACUUCCUAGCCCCAGUGCCAUGACUGAUGCUGCCAACUCACAGGCUGCAGCCAAAUUGGCUCUUCGCAAACAGCUGGAAAAGACACUCCUGGAGAUUCCACCUCCUAAACCUCCUGCUCCCUUGCUUCACUUUCUGCCUAGUGCAGCCAAUAGCGAGUUCAUCUACAUGGUAGGCUUGGAAGAAGUUGUACAGAGUGUUAUCGACAGCCAAGGCAAAAGCUGUGCCUCACUUCUGCGGGUCGAACCCUUUGUUUGUGCCCAGUGCCGCACAGAUUUCACCCCUCAUUGGAAGCAAGAGAAGAAUGGUAAGAUUCUAUGUGAGCAAUGUAUGACCUCCAACCAGAAGAAGGCUCUAAAAGCUGAACACACCAACAGGCUGAAAAAUGCUUUUGUUAAAGCCCUACAGCAGGAACAGGAAAUUGAACAGCGAUUACAGCAGCAGGCAGCCCUCUCCCCCACUACGGCUCCAGCUGUAUCCAGUGUCAGUAAGCAAGAGACCAUAAUGAGACAUCAUACGCUUCGGCAGGCUCCACAGCCCCAAAGCAGCCUCCAGCGCGGCAUACCCACAUCCGCCCGUUCCAUGCUCUCCAACUUUGCACAGGCACCUCAGCUGUCUGUGCCAGGUGGCCUCCUUGGUAUGCCAGGUGUCAACAUUGCAUACUUGAACACUGGCAUCGGAGGACACAAAGCCCCCAGUUUGGCAGACCGACAGCGGGAAUACCUUUUAGACAUGAUCCCUCCCCGGUCUAUAUCGCAGUCCAUCAGUGGACAGAAAUAACGCCUGUUCCACUUGUACUGCCCCACCCUUGAAUUCUUUACCCCCCCCCCCCCCCCCGUUGGCCCCAACUUCCGUCGCAUGCAGUGCCUGUACUGGUGCCUACCAUACACGGAAAACAAAACAGAAGACAAAAAAUAGAAAUCAACAAGAAAAUGUAUGCCCUGCCCCACUCCCUCCCCUUUGUUUCACACUGCUGCCGUCUGUUCUUCUACCACUCUGUCUCUUCUCUUCAGUUUCAACAGUGAGGUGGAUCUUCGCCUCUGGUAGAGGUCAAAAUGAGGUCCUGGGGAGAAACCUAAGCCCUCUGACGAGUGUUUCUAAAGUUUGUUUUUAUGCUAUAAUUAUUAUUAUUAAUGAUGUUGCGUGCCCUCCCUUGUUCAGUGGACGGUUAGACCUUUUUAUUUUCCCCCAAUAUUUUUCUUUUUCUUUUUUGGUUCUUUUUCUUUUAUAUAUAUAUACACACAAGUGACAUUCAGUUAAAUGAUAGGAGCAUUGCAGUAGGGUCCCAGCUGCCAGGUAGGACAUGACUAGGAGUGUUAGGGCAGAAGUUUUAUGCACUUAACCAAGGGGGGGGGUGCUGGUGGCAUCAGGCGAGAAGGACCAGCACGCCCACUGUGGAGUCUCUGGGCUGGGCAGUGUGGAAGGCAGUGGUCGGUAGUGAAGUUGGGCUCCUGUGAAUGAGGGGAAAGAGCCUAGAGGGAGAAGCUUUAAAACUUGACCACCUGGAAUGAGCUCGUAGAGAAGGAGGAGAAAGGGGCAUGAUGAUGAGCAUAAUGUUGAGCCAAGGAGGACUGAGACCAGUUCCUGGCCUUCAGGAUGCUGGGGGAAUAAGAUUGGUCUCAUGACCCCAGUGGAAACAUGAAAGUAUAUUCCAGGCCAACUAGCCCAAAAUAAUUAUUUCAUCUUUCUUCAUAAAAAAAUUUUCCCCACCCCUACUUUUUUUUUUUAAUCCUAAUCUGCCCCUGGUAACCACAGCCCCAUUUGUACUACAGAGGGAUGGCUGUUCCCUUCCUGACUUGGCUGGGAACCCUAGAGCUGGAAUGGACAUGAAUGAGUAAAAUGGCAAAGAGGAAAUAGGCUUAGAGGAAGGAAGAAGGGCUUUCCCUCUUGAAAACCCGAGGCUCACAUUCUUCUCUCUCUUCACCCUCUGAGUGCCAGGAGGCAAGGGCACCUGCUCAGAUCGGAGUCCUGCUGCGACCCUGCUGCACUAAUUGCAGAGCCAGCUGCUCAGAACCAGGCCCCUGGUGUCCACACCAGCUUCAGGCCUCCACCAAAAAAGUAUUUGUCACAACCCCUCCUCCCCCAUUCCCAAGUUUGAUUAAUUUUGCCUUUUUUUUCUUUUCUCUCUUAAGCGCUACUAAUAUAGAGAAUGAAUUGAAUCGUGCAAUGUUGCUGUUCUGGGAACUGGGGAGAUUAGCAUCCCAUUUGCCCAUACCAUGGGGGAGGGGGAGGGGACCAGACUGUUUUUGAGGUAAGGGAAGUCCUGUAAAGGUGGGGUUUCUGCUCUCAUAGUGUGUACCCGUCUGCCUCCAGCUCUGGAAGCUAGUGCAACGCGAGGGAGGGAUGCUCUCAGCGCAGAGAUGGGAAGAGGACUCGAACGUUUUGCCCUUGAAAGCCACCUGGGGAAGUUCCCCCACUUUUAUUUCUUAAAAUUUAUUUUUUAAAAGUAAGAAGGCACUUUUAAAAUUAACACACACACAAACCGCACAUCUUUCCCGAAGUUUGGGGACGGGAUGGGAGAAGGAGCUAGAAUCAGGCUCAGUUCUUCCCACUCUGGCCUCUAUUUCCCAUACCCCAGAGCCACUGUGGGUGAUUAUACUGGCCCUGUAGGCCUUCCUGGCUUUUGUCUUUCCUCCCUUCCCCCAAUUCAUUGAGCACUUAAUAAAGGAGCAGAGAUACAGCCUGUGUCUGGGCUCCCCCAAUAGUGAAAUGAUCUGGAAGCUAGACACUAGUAACAGGUAGUGAUGGGGUCAUUUCGAGUAUUUUUCUGGGGAAUGUGGUGCCCCUGACUGUAAGUGGUGGUGGGGGGGAGUAAUGGAACUGGGUGUGGGAUUAUUUUAAAAUUAUAUAUAUAUAUAUAUAUAAAGAUAUAUUCUUACAUCUUUUCUUUGCCCUCUGUGCUUUGAAAGCACUGGAUAAAUCGUUUGGUUUUGCUUUUCUCUCUUCCAUGAAAUUGGAAGCUUUUUUUAAAAAUAUAUUUCCCUACAAGUCAUCUUGCCUUGUGGCAUGUCUUUUUAGCUUCUUCCUCUCCCCCCACCCAUGAUGAAGUGCCAUUUCUGUUAUCUCCCCUCCCCCAGCUCAGAGGCACUCAAGAGGUAUGAUGUGCCCAAGUUUGUCAGUUGAGAUUAAAAGUAAGGAACAGAGAAUGUGCAAUAUCGUUUGGCUGGGGCUGUCCCUGCCCUGAGCUGAGCCCCUUCCCUGGGAGCCAGGCCACCUUUGAAUAGGGUUUGGGAGUAAUAUGUGUAGAGAAGGGGGAAUGAUGGGGAAGGAAAUCCUGUAGCUGGGUGCCUGCCAAGGUGCUGAGGCGGUGGGGGAGAGGGUGGAGUCUUCCCUGUUUUUAUCCCCUCAGGGUCAAUUACAUAGAGGCUGCUUAUUAACUAGUAUAGCUCCGUGACCCUUGGCUCAAUCACUGAGGUUUAAUUUCUUACUCUCCCCAUUUUCAUACCCUUCCCAGGGAUUAGUGAUGGGGGUAAGGUUUCCCUAAUCAUGGUAAAGUAUUAGCCUUCCACCUCCUUCCUUCGUUCCCUCCCUCUCCCCUGUGCUUCUGUCUUCCUCAUUUCUUCACUUUUUCAUCACUCAUUGCUUUGUAUCCCUCCAAGCCUGUUGUUGCUGUCCAUCCCUAGGCCCUGGGCCCCAUAGACACUAAACCUCGUGUUCUAAAGAUAGGAGGACAGGUUCUCUGUUCAGUUAUCCUUUACACUCUAGAGCUCUGAAGCUCAGGGUCAUAUAGUGAGGAUCGCACUAGUUCUGCCUGGCUUUCUCCAUCUCCAGAGACUCUCAAAGUAGUUUACGGACAGUGGCUUAUUCACUAGAACCUUGAAACGGGUGGAUGAGUGAUGAGGGUGAAGCUGAGGGACAGAGGUCUUUAUUCGUCUCUCUCUCUCUCUUUUUUUUUUUUUUUUUAAUUACUUGACCACAGCAUCUGAACUUUCUUUCCUCCAUCCUUGGAAUAAGUAUUUUUUUCCACAUUUUUGGAUGUAUGUAUGGUAGACAUUUUUUUUUUAAGACAGAGAUAAAUGUGUUCCUGCUUUGGUUACCUUUCCUUUCCCCCUUUAAAAAGAAUUAGCUGUAGAACUGCUUUGUAAAGAUGCUUCUUGAUAUUUUACGUUUGUUCCUUUUCCCAACCACUCCCUUUUCUCCACUCCUCCAGAAGGCAUAACCCUUCUCAGCACCCACCCAACCCCAGUCCUAGGUCCGUUCCCCUCCAACAAGACCUUCAUUAGCUUAUGAUAUUUGCUGCGGAGAUGUUAUAACAAGGACUCAUUCGUGUAUAUAAGCUAUUUCUUGAUCCAUUUAAAAGGAAUUGUACAUUGUGUAGAAAAAAAAACUGAAAAAGAGAAAAAAAAGCCCUAGCCAUGGAUAUUGUGAAA
This is a messenger RNA of Artibeus jamaicensis (Jamaican fruit-eating bat), 5743 nucleotides long. RefSeq names its product GATA zinc finger domain containing 2B (gene GATAD2B). Gene Ontology annotation, molecular function: zinc ion binding; sequence-specific DNA binding. Bases 372 to 2153 code for a protein of 593 amino acids. The transcript has 12 exons. The record is from RefSeq and is a predicted model, not a curated record. Gene Ontology annotation, biological process: negative regulation of transcription by RNA polymerase II. NCBI's taxonomy places the organism in Eukaryota, Metazoa, Chordata, Mammalia, Chiroptera, Phyllostomidae. Gene Ontology annotation, cellular component: NuRD complex.